Messenger RNA from Coffea arabica (coffee), 893 nucleotides. RefSeq names its product 6,7-dimethyl-8-ribityllumazine synthase, chloroplastic-like. Gene Ontology annotation, cellular component: intracellular anatomical structure; riboflavin synthase complex. The record is from RefSeq and is a predicted model, not a curated record. Gene Ontology annotation, biological process: riboflavin biosynthetic process. Lineage: Eukaryota; Viridiplantae; Streptophyta; Magnoliopsida; Gentianales; Rubiaceae. Gene Ontology annotation, molecular function: 6,7-dimethyl-8-ribityllumazine synthase activity.
AUGGCGGCUGCUGCUUCUUCUUGUUCUUCUUCAAUUGCUAAUAACCGCUCAGUUCAUCAGAAAGGAAGUGCCAAAAAAGGGAUCAAAAUCAAAACGAAAAUGGCGGCUGCUGCUUCUUCUUGUUCUUCUUCAAUUGCUAAUAACCGUUCACCCAUCAUCUCUGUUCCGCUCAGACACCAGCAAUCAUCAUCUACAUCACUGUCUGUCCAACUUCAACCACCAAAAGAAUCUGGAUUUGGGAUUUUGUGGAAGAGGAAGGAGGACGAGAAGGGCUGGCUGGGAAGUCUUGCAGCUGUUCGACAGUUGACUGGGUCACUCACAACUGCUGAUGGUCUCCGCUUUGGCAUUGUGGUGGCUCGCUUCAAUGAUAUUGUCACAAAGCCACUGUUGGAGGGAGCUUUGGACACUUUCAAGAAGUACUCGGUCAAAGAAGAAGAUAUCGAUGUUGUGUGGGUUCCAAGUAGUUUUGAAAUUGGUCUGGUCGCAGAGAAACUUGGGAAGUCAAGAAAGUACCAAGCCAUCUUAUGUAUUGGAGCUGUGAUUAGAGGCGAUACUUCCCAUUAUGAUGCUGUGGCUAAUUCGGCUGCAUCCAGAGUACUGUCUGCUAGCCUUAAUUCUGGUGUUCCAUGCAUAUUUGGUGUUUUGACCUGUGAUGACAUGGAGCAGGCUCUCAAUCGAUCUGGUGGUAAGUCCGGAAAUAAAGAUUGAAAUGGCUUCUUUGUUUGAACACCAUCUGAAAUUUUAGGAAGCAGGUGCUGUCGACCAACAUUAGAGCUUUGUACUGUUGUAAUUCUUCUCUUCUGAACCCUUCUCAGCAGGCAGAAUAGGAUUCCUUACUCCAAAGAUUUUGUGUUGUAAUUCCCUGCAUGCAUUCAGUCGUGGGCUACAUUGGG